AUGGGAAAUGGUAAUCAUCGCCAAUCAUCGCUUUCACGCAACUUAAUUUCUGGAUGUUUACUUGUAGUUCUUGUUAUCCACGUUUCGCCUAAAAAAUUUUGUAACGUUUAAUAAUUGAAAAAUGGGCAGUCAUGAAGAAGAUGAUAUUGAUGAUUUACAAUCCACGACAUAUACUUUUCCGGCCAGUGUUCAAACUGUAAUAGAACAGGUAUUACCUAGCAAUGAUCCUUUGGACCAACCAAAUUUCAAUGCAGUGGAUUACAUUAAUUCCUUAUUUCCUACCGAACAAUCUCUAUCCAACAUAGAUGAUGUUGUCAGCCAAAUGGAAUUUAAAAUAUGUUGUAUUGACAAGGAAAUACGAUCUGUUGUCCAUGGCCAAACUAAUGUAGGUCAGGAUGGACGUGCAGCAUUGGAAGAUGCACAAAAAGUGAUCAGACAGUUGUUUGUGCAUAUAAAGGAUAUUAAAGACAAAGCAGAACAAUCAGAAGAAACUGUUAAAGAAAUUACAAGGGAUAUCAAACAGCUUGACUUUGCAAAAAGAAAUCUAACUGCUUCGAUUACUGCUUUAAACCAUUUGCAUAUGCUUGUGGAUUUAGUAGAUAACUUAAGAACAUUAACACAAAAGAAACAGUACGGUGAAAUUAUAAUGCCUUUACAAGCAAUUAUGCAAGUGAUGGAACAUUUUAGAAGUUACAUGGAUAUUCCUCAGAUAAAGCAGCUAUCAGAUCAAGUUCAUCAGAUUCAUGUUGAGCUUGCGCGACAAAUAACAUCAGAUUUUAAGGAGGCAUUCUCAGGGCAAAAUCCUAAACACUUUACUCAGCUUACAGAAGGAUGCUUGGUACUAUCAGUAUUAGAUCCCAAAGUAAAGAAGGACUUACUCACAUGGUUCUUAGGAAUUCAAUUGCAAGAAUACGCACAUCUCUUUGACGAAAAUCAAGAUUUUGCAUGGUUGGAUAAAAUUGAUCGACGUUAUGCAUGGAUCAAGAAGCACUUGCUAGAGUUCGAAUCAAAAUUCGGUACGAUCUUCCCGCAUGACUGGGAGAUUUCGGAGCGCAUAGCCGUACAAUUUUGCCACGUAACGCGUGAAGAUCUGGCUAAAUUAAUGGAGAAGCGACGCAUAGAAAUAGACGUGAAAUUACUUCUUUACGCUAUUCAAAGAACAAUAAAUUUUGAAAAUUUACUAGCCAAACGUUUUACUGGCAUUACUCUGGAGAAUUCUGACUCACCCUCUAAUAAUAAAGUUACACGUACAACUGCGUUUACUGGAAACGAAGUGCCCGGAAAUCCAUUUGAAGAGGGUGGCAGUGAAAAGGUUGAGCCAGAGAAACCCUCAGCCUCACCAUUCGCAAAUCUCAUUGGAAAAUGCUUUGAACCUUACUUAAAUAUUUAUAUUGAAAGUCUUGAUAGAAACUUAGCUGACCUCAUGGAGAAGUUUGUUUCCGACUGUAAAACUCAACCACCUGGUGCCAAAGAUUUCGAUGGUAUUGAGGGUCCAAGCAGCGUUCUUUCAUCUUGCGCGGAUUUAUUUGUCUUCUAUAAGAAGUGUAUGCUACAAUGCACUCAACUCAGCACAGGCUCUAUAAUGUUAAGCCUUGCAGCAACCUUUCAAAAAUAUCUGCGAGAAUAUGCAUUCAAAUUACUGCAAAAUAACUUACCCAAGAUCGCAGGAAGUGCUGGUAUUGGUACAAGUAUGAGCAACAUAACACGAGAUCUGCGAGAUUUAUCGACAGCUGGCCUCAUACAAAAUUUUCAAAGUUUAUUAAAAGAGGGAGAGAGCACAAGAUUUAACAAAGAAGAACAAUCACGUAUCUGCUGCAUAUUGACAACAGCGGAAUAUUGUCUCGAAACGACUCAGCAACUUGAAGAAAAAUUGCGUGAGAAAACGGACAAGUGCUAUGCUGACAAAAUCAACUUAUCUCAAGAACAAGACAUCUUUCACAAUGUAAUCUCGAACUGUAUUCAGUUACUCGUUCAAGAUCUGGAGUCUGGAUGUGAAUCUGCCUUAAACGCAAUGACUAAGAUUCAAUGGAGUUACAUUGAAAGUGUUGGCGAUCAAAGUAGCUACGUGAGUACAAUAGUUGCUCACCUUCGGCAAACAAUUCCUACAAUCAGAGAUAAACUGUCUUCGUGCAGAAAGUACUUCACUCAGCUCUGUGUGAAAUUUGCAAGCUCCUUUAUACCAAAACUAGUGCAGCAACUUUAUAAGUGUAAACCUUUGAAUGCUGUGGGUGCUGAACAAUUGUUGCUGGAUGUUCAUAUGCUCAAAACAGCUCUACUGGAUCUUCCAUCAACUGGAUGUCAAGUCCAGCGAAAAGCACCAGCCACUUAUACUAAGGUGGUUGUUAAAGGUAUGGCAAAGGCUGAAAUGAUAUUGAAGGUUGUAAUGUCACCUACUGAAUCUCCAAGUGCCUUUGCAGACCAGUGUAGAAAACUUCUACCUGAAUUACCUACUACAGAAUUUCAGAAGAUAUUGGAUAUGAAGGGUCUAAGAAAAACUGAGCAACUACAAUUAGUGGAACAGUUUAAGCAGAGUGGAAAUUCAGACGUGUCGAGAGACACCAGGAAUUAUACUGUACAAGACAGCCCGGAAAACGAAGCUGGUAAAAUAAAGAGACUAGAGAAAUUAAUAAAGAAAAGAAUGUAGGCGAUGUGCAAGUGUUAUCAACACAAUACUUAUCCUGAAAUAUUAUUGUGUAUAUACCAUACAGUUUUGGAAGGUUUCUGUAUUAUGUAUUUUGUCACACGCAGUAUAUUCCAGUAUAAUGUAUUAUAAUUGUGCGUUAUGUAUGAAUAAUUUUAUUGAAUUUUAUCUGUGAAAGUAGAAAUCCUGUAAUAUAUAUUUUAAGUAGAAUCUAAAAAAUUAUGCGG
Molecule: messenger RNA, 2868 nt
Organism: Cephus cinctus (wheat stem sawfly)
Lineage: Eukaryota; Metazoa; Arthropoda; Insecta; Hymenoptera; Cephidae
Gene: Vps53
Product: vacuolar protein sorting-associated protein 53 homolog
Exons: 13
Coding region: 122-2644 (840 amino acids)
Biological process (GO): retrograde transport, endosome to Golgi
Cellular component (GO): GARP complex
Source: RefSeq, a predicted model, not a curated record